Molecule: messenger RNA, 3516 nt
Organism: Moesziomyces aphidis
Lineage: Eukaryota; Fungi; Basidiomycota; Ustilaginomycetes; Ustilaginales; Ustilaginaceae
Source: the annotation of a GenBank genome assembly
AUGGACACCACCUGGGCCCCGCUGGUGCCUACAUCCAAGGCGACCGGCUCCGGCCCCGGCUCGCUCGGACUGGCCAACGUCCUCAGCAAGGACAGACUCAGCAUCUCUGCCUCUCGCGGCGGCACAGAGAGUGGCACCGCGCCCAACGCCAACGUCAACGAUGUCUCGCUUGACCCCUUUUCCAUCGGUACACUUCCCUCGACGGUGAUCCAACGCAUCCUCAGCUUCGUGCCCGUUUCGGACUUACGAAGCUGUGCGCUCGCAGCUCGUCCGCUCGCCCGCUUCGUCGCCGACGAGAGGCUCUGGGCGCAGAAGCUUGCGUACUUGCAGUACAGGCAGAUUCCCGGACGUCACAUCCGCUACCAACCGGACCUUUCUACAAUAGCCUCCUCCUCGUCCCGCAAAUCCAAAGAUGCUUCAUCACCACCAGAGCGGAAACACAGCACUUCCAGCCAUUCGAACGGCAACGAAGACGACGACGACUUUGGCGACUUUGAAGCAGCCACAAUCACGAGCCCUGAAGAUGAAUCCUUUGGCGGCUUCAUCUCUUCCAAGCCGGCGCAGUCCGGCCAGAGCUUCUCCUCCGCACCUGUCUUCUCGUACCGCGCAGAGUCUAAACUGCCCAUGCCCAGUGCAGAGACCGACUCGGCCUAUCAAACCUUCAAGCGCGUCGCUCUGACCCUCAAGCCGUUCGUUCAAAGCCUCCUCUUCGAAUCAUCCCCCACCGUGUCUCUCAUCUUUACCGACCCGAGCUUAUCUUCGCUUCCCUCGCAGGCAUGCACGGUCUGCAAUGUGGCGCGUUUCACCGGCCCGCUCGUGCUCGGAUCCUUCGCAAAGCCUGCUGAUCACCAAGUCUCAUCCAACGACUCGCAAAGCCUUGCAGCCGACACACGCGAUCAGGACCAAUGGAGGCUGCGCAUGCCCAUCAGAGAAGCCGCCGAUUACCUAGAAGGCGUCCUGCUCUCGGCAUUCGAGGGCGCAGACGCUCGCCGCGCAGACGCCCUGCGCGCUGGGCAGAGGGGAAUCGACGUGUCCAAAGCCAUCGAGCGCGCAGAGAGCGACAUGCACGAGCACGCAGACCUCGUUUGGAACCUGGCAGUCCACACUUCAGGCUCAUCCUCGCUUUCGUCGGGCAGCGCCAUUUCUGCAGCAGGCGAUGCCGACACCGCCAACUACAUGGAUCUCCUCGAUCAUCCAGGCUCCGCUGCAGCCCUCAGCUUCCUCGAGAAGCGCGAUGCCGUCUUCAGACCCACCGACCAUCGACCGGAAGCCAACUUUGUCACUGCGUCCAACCAGACCCGCCCAGCUUUGGACUUUACCGCCAUGGAUGCCUUCAUGACCGAGCUCUUGCAGACCUUGCAGACCGAAGGCUCGCUCGUCGCGCGCGUCUUCCCGCCAGAGCAGCAGGUCCUGCUCACCUUCGCCAGCCGCAUCGCCAACGAGGUCCUCGGCGAGUACAUCAUCGCUGUCCUCGCCAAGGCACGAUCCAUCGACAUCCAUCUCUACCUCCAAGCAGCGGCGGCCACCUUCUCGCAGGCUCUCAAGAUCGUCGAUACGCUCGAAAAGAUCGAGCCUCGUCAUUCCGACACAGUAACACCGGCACGAUGUCGCGCCAUCGUCUUGUCCAUGUUCGAGGCGCACCUCGACGAGUAUCUCCAGGAAGAGCGCGAUUGGGUGCGCAAUGCGAUGAUGGACCUGUGCUCCGAAGGAGGCGAAACAUCCUCGUCCGGGGCUGCAUCUAGCACGAGGACCUCGGUAUCGCGCGUCAAAGCUGCCAAGACCAUGGAUGCGGCCUUCUUGGCCAGCAACAAUCCAGCGCAGGUCAAGCGCAACGUGCUCAGCGGGUUCAAGGACGUGCUUCUGAUGCCCGUCACCGUGGUGCCUCGCGCAGCCGGAGCUGUCGGUGGCGCGGUCAUUCGCACCGCAGGCACUGGACUCAGUCAGCUCAACCCGCUCAAGUGGCAGCAGGGCGCUUCGAGCGGCGCACGCGUCGCCAGUGCGUCCGGCUCUGCUCUCGCUACGCCACAACGGGCAUCGACCCCGGCCAAUGCUUCCAACCCAAGCGAGACGACGGCCAACAACGGAUACGUAGACUUUAGCAAAGAGGUGCUUGGCGGCCCCGACGGCCACAUCAUUGGCGACGACGAAGACAGCGAUCAGGAAGACGCGCUAGUAUCCUCGACCAACGAGAAGCCGCGAAAUAUGGCAAGCUUCCCCGGUGAUAGCCUCCAGGACGAAUGGAACGAGAAGGGAUCUGGCGUCAACGGCCAUGCAUGGGGAACAGCAAGCGGAGACUCGCAGCUCGAGCCUCGUGCUGCAGCCCCAAAAACGAUCACAGAAGCGUCGGUCUCGGAACAGGAGUCCAAAGUGGAAGCAGUUUCCUCUACAGACAACCAGCCGUACCGGCCUGGCAGGCUGCAGCUGCUGCUGUCGCUCGACACGGCCCUCGCGCUGAUCCAGGUGAACCGCGAGUCUCUCAAGAGGAUGGAAGCGUUCAUGGUGUAUCCCGAUUCCACGUCCAACGGGCGACGCGUCAAGGAGGAGAUGGAGGAGGUCUGUCUGUCCUUGUUCCAGGUGUUGGGAGAAGAACACAUCGCGCCGGGGUUCAACAAGGCGACGGAUCAGAUCAAGCAGUGGAAUCCCUUGUCGGACGGAGAUGGCACGUCGAAUGGCGCUGGGUCGGGAGCGGAAGCGGGAAAGGAGCAGCCUGCAGCCGAGGUGCUGCCGCUCGUGCAGUUCUUCGAGCUGACGCACAUUGCCGAUACCAUUUCGCAGCUGUGCUCGGUGUACUUUUCGCAGACGCUAGUGCCGGUGAUCAAGCUGGAUGUGGACGACUUUCUCAACUCGGUGGUGCGCGCCAAAAAGGCGUUUGAAGGCAGCCUGGACGAGUUUGUGGCGGGCGGAUUAUCGGUGUCGGUGGAUCUGCUGAUGAAGAGGGCCGAAUGGAUCCUCUUCUCGCAGCGGGAUCCACUCGACUAUGCAGGCCAAGACAUGACGAGGAUGACCGAGCUGGACAGCUCGACACGCGCCACACGCUCGACGAUCGAGCUGCUGCGCUUCCACUGCUCGCUGUUGGUGGGUGCGACGGACCGGGAGAUCCUGGACCUCUUCUACACCGAGGUGGCGUUGCGGCUGUUUGGCAUCCUGACCAAGCACCUCAAGUCGCUUCAGAUCAGCCAGACGGGUGGUUUCCAGCUGAUCUCGGAUCUGAACCACAUUGCAGCGUUCAUCGCCUCGCUCAAGUCUAAAGAGCCCGACAUCCCCAGAUUCUACAACUCGCUCAAGACGCUGGCCAACUACUACAUUGUGGACGGCAAGGAGCUCAUCUCGCUGCUCAAGAACAAGGAUGCGGCAGCCACGUCGGCUCGGGCGUCGGCGCGCGAGGACGGCUUUGCGUUUGGGCAGGAGGAGCUCUACGAGUUUCUCAAGAGCCGCACCGACUUUCGACAGAUCGAGAAGCAGAUCGACCACGAGAUCUUUGGCUUCAAGGUGUCCGAGGACUGUAUCAUUUGCUGA